This is a messenger RNA of Oldenlandia corymbosa var. corymbosa, 2088 nucleotides long. NCBI's taxonomy places the organism in Eukaryota, Viridiplantae, Streptophyta, Magnoliopsida, Gentianales, Rubiaceae. The record is from the annotation of a GenBank genome assembly.
AUGGCGCAGAUAAAUGAUCCUAGCUCUUCCAAUGCCUACGGUUCCCCAACUCCUUUGCUGUCAUGCCUUAGUGAUGAUAUACAAGUGCAACAGGAGCAAGACACUGGUGAGGGAGCCGCAGCUCAACAUUUAGUCCAUAAAAUCGCCGACAGAAACAUUGCGAAUCAGGCGUGUUCUCUUGUAUUAGCCUUCAGCAACCUCACCUAUGAAGCCAAAAUCAGCUGCAAGCUCAACUGGAGUUUCUUGCCACGCUUCAACAUGAUUAACAAGGAGCCAGCUGAGACAAAAGUUCUGCUCUAUGACAUCUCGGGUGAGGCAUAUGAAGGGCAGAUUCUGGCAGUUAUGGGAGCCUCGGGUUCAGGAAAAUCAACGCUGAUUGAUGCGCUGGCGAAUCGUAUAUCCAAGGGAAGCCUUAAAGGGCUGAUCACCCUCAAUGGUGAGCCUUUUGAUUCCAGAUUACUCAAAACCAUCUCCGCCUAUGUUAGGCAAGAUGAUCUCCUCUUCCCAAUGCUAACUGUUGAAGAGACCAUAACGUUUGCGGCUGAGCUGAGGCUUCCCCGGGGCAUUUCCAAGAUUGACAAGAAGAAAAGAGUUGAAGAUUUGAUUGUUCAGUUGGAUCUCUCAGACUGUGCUCAAACGAUAAUUGGAGAUGAAGGUCACAGAGGAGUUUCAGGUGGACAGCGGAAGCGAGUGUCGAUUGGAAUCGAGAUCAUACAUGAUCCAAUCAUUUUAUUUCUGGAUGAACCCAUCACAGGGCUUGAUUCUACCAGCGCUUACGCGGUGGUGAAGGUCUUGCAACGCAUCGCGGAGACAGGAAGCAUUGUGAUCAUGUCGGUGCACCAGCCGAGUUUUCGGAUUCUCAACCUCAUGGACCAGUUGUUAAUCCUGUCUAAGGGACAGAUUGUCUAUGGUGGCUCCCCAUCUGAUUUGCCACUGUUUAUGGAAAACCUGGGACAUCCAGUACCCAGAGAUGAGAACCCUGCAGAGGCUAUUUUGGAUCUCAUUUGCGAUCUAGAGAAUUCUUCAGAUGGGACCAGCAGCCUUGUCGAUUACAAUCGAAUGUGGGAAAAAAAGGAGGAUCACACCACAAGAAGCGCAGCAGUUGAACGCCCAUCAGGAACAGCCACCAAGGUUCCAGAAUUCGCUAAUCCGUGUUGGAUUGAGGUCUGGGUGUUGGCGAAGCGAUCCUUGCUAAAUUCAUUCCGCAUGCCAGAGGUUUUCGCGAGCCGAUUCGUGGUAACCCUGGCAACAGGACUGAUAGUGGCGUCCUUGUGUUGGCGACUUGAUCAGGAUUCCCUCCAGGGAAAUGAAGACAAACUAAAAGCUCUAGCAUUCGUUACAAUUUCAAUCCUUUUCUUAACCGGGGACGGGGCGGCAAUGCUUUUCUUGGAGAAAAACAUAAUGCUGAGGGAGACAAGUCACAAUGUCUACAGGAAAUCUUCUUAUGCCCUAUCGGAAGGGCUCACAUGGAUCCCCUGCCUCCUCAUCUUAUCGUUAACAUAUUCCGCUAUAACGUUUUGGGGGAUUGGGUUUGGGGAUGGACUGCCUGCACGAUUUUGCAUCUACUCUGCAAUCGUCUUGGCUGAGCUUUGGGCCGCGAAUUCUUACCUUAUGAUCGUGGUUGGAUUGUUUCCUGAUGCUACAGCCGGCCUUGUUGUUCUGGUCGCAACAGUAGUCUACUUUUUCUUUUUCUCGGGUGCUCUUAUAAACAGGGACCAUAUUCCAGCUUAUUGGAUUUGGUACCAUUAUUUAUCACCCGCCAAAUAUGCAUACGACGCGUUUUUGCAGACUGAGUUUGUGGAUUCAACGAGAUGCUAUUCCAGAGCAAUCGAGAGUUUCGACCACACCAAACUUGCUGGUGUUUCACAAGAAUUGAAGCAGCAGGUUCUGCGAGGAUUUGGGGAGGUUCUGGGGAUGAAUAUCACCGCCUCGAAGUGCAUGAGAACUGGAGCACAAGUUCUGAAGCUGAUAGGGGCUGAUGAUCUUAGCAUAUGGGCGUCCUUAUUGAUCAAUUUUGCUUGGAGUUUUUUCUUUAGGGUGUUGUUUUUUGUUAUAUUGUUGUUCUCUGGAAAUCUUAAGAGAAAGUAG